Messenger RNA from Ornithodoros turicata, 699 nucleotides. RefSeq lists its product as uncharacterized. The coding region runs from base 1 to 699 and encodes 232 amino acids. NCBI's taxonomy places the organism in Eukaryota, Metazoa, Arthropoda, Arachnida, Ixodida, Argasidae. The transcript has 2 exons. The record is from RefSeq and is a predicted model, not a curated record.
AUGUCAGAAAUCGUUGCAGCAAACGCAUCCUUAACGGAAAUGUCCCAGAAGAGGUUUAUACAGGCAGAUAUCAAUCUGAAAAGCAGACCAGCCAUUUCCGUGGGUUACUGCCACGAUAAAAAGGCCUACCGUCUCUACGACCCAACAAAAGGUGAAUUUUUCGCAAGCAGAGACUUCAAGUUCAUCGAAGAGCAACGCGGGUCAACCCUCCUGGAUGCAGGCUCGUACAUACCUGAACGGUUAGACGACCUUCGUUAUGACUCCCAGCGCCUCAGCGCAAUGACAGAGGAGCAAGGAACUGUUGCCGUCCCAAUCAUCGGAGAGACUGCCAGUGCAGAGCACGUAGACACAAGCCAAGAUCCCGCGGACAUCGAAGACAGCGUUGAUAGACAUGAUGACCAUACUUCAGAGGGAGAUCAGACUACUGACACCGACGAGGCUUCUCCAAGCCCCCCGUUACGACGAUCUGCCCGGUUAAGUAGACCACCUAAUCGUCUACAAGUUGACCCAAGAAAGGUCACUUACUGUGAAAUGCUGACGGAUGAGCAAACCGACCCACAAUCCUAUGACGAAGCCAUCCCUAGUAAAAAUUCCAGCUGGAAAUGCAGUGACAAUUCCAGCUGGAUUAUUGGACUGGUUCCAGCCUGGAAUAUGACUGGAUCUAGCCUGGAAACAGGCUGGUUCCGUCCUGGAAUUUGA